AUGUCCGAAUGGGUCCAGAGGACAUCUAAUCUCUUCACAACCGGCUGUCGACAGGCAUUCACCACAGAUACAAAAAUUGACUGCUCCUCGUUUGAAAAGCAGUCAAAAACACUACUUCUUGGUCCGUCUCCACCCAUUCAACGGAUUCGGGCACCAUCUUUGCUGGCACGACAAUCCACGAUUUGCUCCGCAUCAUGUUCGACCUCUUGCUAUACGAGCAAUAUUCAGUACAAUCCUCAAGACUGCUAUGACCUCUCAGGAUGGAUGUGGGCCCGAGCCGGGCAGUACCCAGUCAAGCCGCUAGAGAAAAUCGUGAUGACAUGGAGAUCUUGUGUGUACGCAUUCACCAACGAACAGCAGGAGAGUGUGACAUGGUGUGACUCGCCAUGGGCGAAGAUUGGAGUUGACUUGGUUGGUCCGUGUCAGGGAGCCAACGGCGGUGGAGGCGUUUGCACGGGACAAGGUUUCAGAGCAGAAGUACUUUCUUCCGACAAUCCCACCAACAGUUCGACACCCUACAUGUCUGCAACCUCUCUAGCAACGAGAACUAGCUCAACCAGGUCACAAGUUCCGACAGAGGUGCCUCUUCCUUUGAUUCCCUCCAUCUUCCCCUCCGCCUCAGGGUAUGGUGGCGAACCCAAUAUAAACGUCAUACCAGUGCUCGUUGGCAUCAUCGCGGCGAUUACUUUGUUCUUGUUGGCUAUUAUGUGCUACUGCGUCGUUUGGAGACGAUCCCGGGAACGUGGGCACAUUCUCCCGAGCGACGAUGGACACAGAACUCGGGAAGAGACCUUGACAAACUCGUAUCCCAUGUUUGUAAAAGGAGGUACAAAGUCGACUACACGAGGAAUAACCUCCCAUACAGCCUCGCAGACAACCAUCAGAGGGACCACCUCUACGCGCUCGCGAUCACGAUCACGAUCACGAUCCCAACCGCGAGCUAUUUCCAAGAUCUUUACGCGAUCUCAGGAAGAACCCGUCCCUUCCCUUCCGGAGCCGGCACGCACGGGCCCUGUGAAGGAAACGGACGGAGGAAGUCGACCUCAGACGAGCUCACGCGGGCCGACGCGACUUUCCACCUAUACCCUCGACCUAGACCCCUUCCGCGCGUUACGCAGGGUCAUCUCCAAACGGUCCGCCAAGAGUAGGAGUGCUACGCCUGCUCCUGUUGUCUGA
Molecule: messenger RNA, 1176 nt
Organism: Serendipita indica DSM 11827
Lineage: Eukaryota; Fungi; Basidiomycota; Agaricomycetes; Sebacinales; Serendipitaceae
Source: the annotation of a GenBank genome assembly